Messenger RNA from Dromaius novaehollandiae (emu), 2805 nucleotides. Its product is annotated as proto-oncogene Mas-like. The coding region runs from base 170 to 1123 and encodes 317 amino acids. Gene Ontology annotation, cellular component: membrane. Gene Ontology annotation, molecular function: G protein-coupled receptor activity. The record is from RefSeq and is a predicted model, not a curated record. NCBI's taxonomy places the organism in Eukaryota, Metazoa, Chordata, Aves, Casuariiformes, Dromaiidae. The transcript has 2 exons. Gene Ontology annotation, biological process: G protein-coupled receptor signaling pathway.
AGGAUUUUAUCUGGACCAUCAGUCACAAAAUUCAGGUGACAGUUUUCACCAACAGAUCCACACCAGGCAGCUGCUGCAAAUAAUCACUGAAAUACCAAGGAAUCCACAAGAAGGUCUGCAUGAAAUCAGAGACAGUGACAGAUCAGUACUUCACAGUGAAACCCUCAUUAUGAGUACUGAAACUACAUCAACCUUCCUUCCAAAUACAACCAACCUGGCUCAUGGGGCUAAUUACAGUGGGACCGCGCAAAAGGCAGAGCCGUCAUAUGCUGUCCUCAAGUUCAUGGAGAGUUUCUGCCUCAUCAGCUCUGCCUGUGGGAUGGUGGGAAAUGGCAUGGUCCUGUGGUACCUUGGCUUCCGCAUCCGGAGGAACCGCUUCACUGUCUACAUCCUGAACCUGGCUGCCGCUGACUUUGGGUACCUGCUCUGCAUUGCCAUCGAAACAGUUCAGUACCUGAUGCAGUUCAACGUUGGGGUGCAGUUUGGGAUAUUCCUCUUCCUGGAUCUUUUCAUGUACGGGACUGGCUUGUAUCUCCUGACAGCCAUCAGCAUUGAGAGGUGCCUGUCUGUCCUCUGUCCCAUCUGGUGCCGAAGCCAUCGCCCAAAGCACUUGUCUGGCAUCAUCUCUGGCCUGCUCUGGAGCCUCUCCCUGCUGCUGAACAUGCUGGGGUACAUUUCUUGUACUGUUCGUCCCUCUAGCAACUGCCACGUACUCCUCAUCACCAUUGGAGUCCUGGACUUCCUCUUCUGCACACCUCUCAUGCUGGUAUUCAGCCUCACCCUCUUCCUCAAAGUCAAGUGCAGCUCCCAGCACCUCCAAACAGGCAGGCUCUUCACCGUGAUUAUGCUCACCGUCCUCUUCUUCCUCAUUUUUGCUGUUCCUCUGAGCAUCCUGAUCCUCUUUGACUUCUGGGGCUAUAAAUUUCUCUACUCCCCAGAGAUUGGUUUUGUGCUGUCCUGUGUCAAUAGCAGCCUCAAUCCAGUUAUUUACUUCAUCGUGGGCAGCUACAGGGAUCGCAGGAUCCAGCUCACCCUCAGGCUGGCCUUCCAGAGGGCUUUUGAAGAUUCAGCAGAUGACAAAGAUGAACGGGAAACACACGAAACAAUAACUAUGUCCUCUUAAUACCCUGCUGUGCCUAACACGAUUACUGUACUCUGGAGUUGAGGGUUGACCCUUUACAGAAUCGAAGAACUCUGAAAUACUGGGUGAAGUUCCUCUCACCUAACCUUAGAUGUCUUCCCUGUAGACCUCUACCCUUUAGCUGGUAAUCUUAAGUUCCACCUGUAAUCAGUGGAAACAAAUAAGCAUCUCUGGCACAGAAUUCAUCUGACCUGUGUUAGUUUCCACCUUCAAGAUCAAUCACAUUGAAAGUGCCUACUUCUUCUCAAUGGCCAUUAAAUGAUCCUAAUUUGAUUAGGUGAAACUUCUUGAUGUCUGCAUUUCAUGAAAGGAAUGCCAUCCAGAGUUUUCAGCUCACGCAGCAAAUCUCUAUCUUUCAGAGCACAAUAAAACUGACAUUCAUACAUUCUCAGUCACUUUUUUACCUAGGUUUCUGAAGACAAGAUGGGAUCCAUCCUCCUUCCAUUGAAAUCAGCAGCAAAAUUCCUGGAAGAAGAGCCCAUGUCCCUUAACUUUAAAUACCUGUAUCUCAGCAACACAUGCAACCUUUUGUGGCUGGUACACUGUAUGAUUCUUUGUUUUCUAAUGAGAACAUUUCAAACAGUCAAACAAUUUGUGUUCUAGAAGUCCCUUUCUUCGAUUAACCAGGGAGGAUUUUGUACCAUAGAGCUGUCAUGUAAUGGAAAAGGGCUCCAGCCCCUACCAAUUACCUUGUAACUGUGGGUGUUGAGCUGCACAUUCCCUCUUCUUUGCAUUUCAAAGAAGUUCAGGGCUGGAGUUUUAUGUUAUUUUAGCUUCCUCCAGCACAGGAGCAAAUAUCUUCAUCUUAAUACAGUAUGCAUUGGGUUAUUUUUUCUUCCUUUAAAAAUGACAGACAAUAAGAACCCAUGGCCUCUAAAAUUUCUUGAUGUACCAACAGGUGUAAAUUUAAUGAUAAGAAAAAACUAGGAAACAGAAGAAAGCUAAAUAAAUGCCACAAUUUGUAACACCUUCUUCUCCAGAAACCUAGUCCAUUGAAAUGCAAGAUAUGAUUAUUUGAAAUGUUAUAGUAUCAGACCAUGUAAUACUUUCACCUAACAUAAUAGGCCUUUUAACCUAAAUUGAUGGAAAAGUGAAAAAGAGUAGUUUUCCUUAAGAAACUUUACAGAUUUCCUCUUCAUGCUUUCAUCUGCAAAUGUGGCCUCCCCUAAAGGAAGGCUACUGCAUUCUUCUAUUAUGUAUUCUCUACUUUCUGUGCAUUUGUCUUUUUAUUAAUAUUGAAAAGCACCACCUAAAAAGCAGUGGUUCACCCUAAUAAUGCCCAUGGUUGCUUGUUGCUUCCUGUUUACAGACUCUGAAAGCUAAACUAUGAGUUCCAUUUCUACUAAUCUUUAAUUAUUAAUGCUAUUUUUCUGCAAUGGACAUAGAGUUGAUUCAGAUUUGGUCUAUUUCAUGGACUAUUUUUAGCAGGAUUUUCUUUCUUCUAGCUUCUACUGGUGAGGAUAAGGGGACAUCCGUUUAUCAGAAACCAUGUUAGAAAUGUUUUCCUUUUAAUAUCUGUAAUGAUUUUAUCAUUGGGAGAACUGAAACUCAUACCCUUUAUUAUAUAAAAUGUUGAAAAAUUUUUAAGAAAAAAAAAUGUAUCAAAGACUAAGCGUUACUGUGUUCAGAAGAAGCCAUCAAGUAAUGAAAACCUAUAGAAUAUA